Messenger RNA from Labeo rohita (rohu), 3357 nucleotides. It is a transcript of the gene zdhhc21, whose product is annotated as zinc finger DHHC-type palmitoyltransferase 21. Gene Ontology annotation, cellular component: Golgi apparatus; endoplasmic reticulum. Gene Ontology annotation, molecular function: protein-cysteine S-palmitoyltransferase activity. The coding region runs from base 233 to 1027 and encodes 264 amino acids. Gene Ontology annotation, biological process: protein targeting to membrane; peptidyl-L-cysteine S-palmitoylation. The transcript has 9 exons. NCBI's taxonomy places the organism in Eukaryota, Metazoa, Chordata, Actinopteri, Cypriniformes, Cyprinidae. The record is from RefSeq and is a predicted model, not a curated record.
UUGCGGCUUCCGUACAAUCACAGUCCAGGAAGAGCUGGUAUCUUUCAAUCUUAGAAUCCAACGCUAAACCCAUGACACCCAACUGAGACACUACCGUGUGAGAAAAUCGCUUUUGUUUUGUGUGUUUCAGGUUGUCAUGGCUAAGGCCACUGUGAUGUUGCUGCUUUCUGUGGACUGACACCAUUAAAAAGGAGCUGCUUCAGUUAUCUUGGCACAUACACUAUCUGGAAGGAUGAAGCUACGACUGCAUUUUGUGGUGGACCCCAUGGGCUGGUUCUGCAUAAGCAUGGUGCUGUUUGUCUGGCUCUAUAACAGCUUUCUGAUUCCCAAACUGGUGCUGUUGCCACAUUAUGCAGAGGGACACAUACCUGCUGCACUUGUGGUCUUUUACUAUCUGGCAUCACUUCUGUGCGUCUCAGCAUUAUUCAGGGCUUCCACUGCCGACCCCGGAAAACUUGCUCAGGACCCCAAAAUUCCACUUGCAGAGAGAGAUAACUGGGAACUGUGCAAUAAAUGCAACAUGAUGAGGCCAAAAAGGUCACACCAUUGCAGCCGCUGUGGCCACUGUGUCCGUCGCAUGGACCACCACUGUCCCUGGAUUAAUAACUGUGUUGGGGAGGAUAACCACUGGCUCUUUUUGCAGCUGUGUUUUUACACUCAGGUUCUGAGUCUUUACACUCUGGUGUUGGACUUCUGCCAGUACUACUACUUCCAGCCCCUGUCCUUGGUUAACCGGGCGGACUUUGCAGUACGUCAUGAGUUGGCUCUUCUUCGUGGGUCCUGUUUCAUGGGGAUGAUCAUGUUUGGUGGAAUGAGCAGCCUUUUCUACACACAAGUCAAAGGCAUCCUUGCAGACACAACUACUAUAGAGAAGAUGUCACACUUACUGGAAGACAUCGGACCGCGCCGGUCGUGGCAGCAAGCGAUGGCUGAGGUGUUUGGCACUCGCUGGAAGAUCCUGUGGUUCCUGCCGUUCAGGAGCAGACAGCCUCUAAGGCUCAACUUGACCUCCCGCUCUCAUGUGUAGACAGAUAGACAGAGACGCACACAUCACUCCAGUGGGGAAGGUCACCCCCCCACCCCCCACUCCCCACCCCUCGUCUUCAGAAAAAUCCUCUCCAAAAAUAGCUUGGUAUCUCUACAGGAUCAAACUUUUCAGGUUCUUCGUAUCAAGAGUAAACUGACACAUAUCUAUUCAUACAGAAUGAAUACCAUUGUAGUUGAACAUACCGGUGUCCUUUUUUUCUGUUUUGACUGCACACACUGGGUCAGGUUCAUAUUUACUACUGAAAUAGGAUUACAGGGGAAUAGUUUAUUGUGAGGCUUUGUUUUCUCCAGGGUAACCCUUAUUAGUUGAGACCUUGGCCCAGUCCACUCCCCUAGGCCUGGAUCACGUGAGCGGUUUUCAUGCAAAUAGGGACACAAAUGGGUGGAGAUUGUCUCGUUUUAUGGCACUGAGGGUUGAUGGCUCUCGAGGUGCAUCAUGCCCUCUGGCAUGGGUAAAAGACACUGCUGAAGUACACAUACACAAACAUAGUUUACAAAAACUUUCGCUAUCAUGCACAUAAUUACGCAUACCUCACCAAGCACUGCUAAAGCCUCCGCUAAGCGUUUGACUACUAUUACCGCAAUUGAUCACUUUUAUUUUUUGUUUCAUUAUUACUGUUUUUGUGCCUUUUACAAUUCACUAGUUUUUAACUUUUUGUCUUUUUAUUAUGAAUUUUAUUUUAAAUCAUAAACAUCAAGUCAUACAUUAUUUGAGGAGGUAUUUAAUCAAUGCUAAUAAUACUUUAUGUAAGUUUCAUAUUUGAAAAUGGUUUUGCAAUAACAUUACCUAAAAGAUGCUUGCAAAAAAAAGAUAGAAUGUUAUAAAUUAAGUUCACUGAUGUACAGAUGUAAUUCACUAAAAGAGACGGGUAAAACUUGAUUUAUCCUGAUAUUUUUUUUUUUGCCUGGAUUUUACUGAAGGUUGUUUAUUGCACAGCUCUGUGACUCAUAAAUACUUAGUCAUGAAAUUACCUUUCUGACUUUUCUAUGUGAUUCAGAUCAACCCCAAAAAUUGAGUAGCAAAUCACCAUUUGUCUGAAGUGCCUCUAAACUCUUGCUAUCUGUUAGGUGCACAAAUACACCACUGUGACUUUUUGGUUUUAGAUCAGAUUUGCUUUAAUGUGUUUUCAGGUAACUGUAAUGAUUCACAGGAACAUUUGGGUUCAUAUUACACAUUUAUCUUGACAAGCCAUUCUAUAGUAAACAAUUAUUACACAAUAAUUUGCACAAAUAGUUAAUUGUGCAUUUGUGGGUUUUGUCCACAAGGCCUGAGUGAAUGUAAUCGAGUAUAGCUUGAUUUUGACACAUGAAUAGGCACAUUUUUCUUCUGGCAGCGAUCUGGUAGCCCUUUCUAGCCUAAUUCUAGCUCUAGUCGACGUUCCAUUCAAAAGGUCAGAGGUACUGAAAAUGAAUUUAUUUCAAAGCAAACUUUCUGCCUUCAUUUUCUUGCAUUGCUCUCCACCUGAAUAAUGAUUUAAAAUGAUUGCUUGUUUUUUUUUGUUACAGCAUUUACAAGCUGACAAUGUUCACUUCAUAAGAGAGAUACCUACUUGAAUAUUUAUUGUAAAUAUUAUGCAUUUAACUUUUGCAUCUUUUCCUGGAUGUUAUACUUUUCAUUUUAAAAUUCUCGUUCUUUAUUGUGAUUUUAUGGUAGAGGGUCUAAUUAUUGGUUAUUAAAAACUACUACUUACUCCUGUGGUUAUUUUUUUUUUUCUAUUUCUGAGCGUUGAAGCAGCUUUGCUCUUUUACUUAUAUUUUAAAUACGAGACAUUUUAUUAUUAUUGUUUUUGUUUGUUUGUUUAUUGCUAAACCAGUGAUGUGAAGUAUGUAACACUGGGGGAAGAUGCAGUGCAGGGGCUAUUGGUUUGAUUCCAUUACUCAUAAUAACAUGAUAUCAAUUAUUAAGAGAACUUAUUAAAGAGCAGUACUCACUGUAGCUGUUGAUAUAGGCCAUGUUCAUGUGUAUGUCCCCGUUGUGAAGCAAUAAAACCUGCUAAAAUUUAUUUACUGUCAUAGCAGAUAUUGCAAUUGUAUGUGCAGGUAGUUCACUGAACAUUAUUUUAUUUGAAUCUGCUCCUCAUGGAUAUUAUAAUAUAGGAAACUACUAAUUGCUGUCCUGUUGAGGACGACAACCCUAUUCAGGUUUAUGGUUAAAUAUAUAUCUGUUAUGGUGUUUCUGUCUGUUUGCUUUAUUUGUGGGUUCAGUCACGAUGUUUAUUUUUUAAUCAUGGGAAUUUGAAGUAUAUCAGAUCUAAAUUAUUUAUGAAGGUGUUUUUUAAAAAAAUAAAUAAAUGCUGUUCUUUUGCUUGA